Molecule: messenger RNA, 660 nt
Organism: Acanthocheilonema viteae
Lineage: Eukaryota; Metazoa; Nematoda; Chromadorea; Rhabditida; Onchocercidae
Source: the annotation of a GenBank genome assembly
AAAUGUUCCUUACUUGCAUGUCAUAAUUAUUGGCAUAUCGCACUUUACUAUAUCGAACUUGGGAAAUAUGAUGAGGCAUUGUCAUACUACACUAGAGAGAUUGAAGAACGUAUAAAAAGUGGCGCAAUGUUGGAUAUCGUGGAUGCAUCAUCAAUUCUUCUUCGCUUCCAUAUGGAAGGUAUUUCGGUUGAUAACCGAUGGAAAUCCCUUCUACCAAUUAUUAAACCACAUAUAAGUGAUCAUAUAUUAGCUUUUAAUGAUGCACACAUUCGUAUGGUCAUCGAAGGUUGCAAUGAUAGUACGAUCAGAAAAAAUCAUUGCGACAGUAUUACAAGUUUUAUAGAUAACAAUAGUGGUGAUAACAACGAACGAACACGAAAUUUAGGAAAACUUAUUUGUGAUGCAAUAACUUCUUAUUACAAUGGUGAUUAUCAUAAAGUUGUUCAAACAUUAGCACCCAUACGACACAAUGUGUAUAACAUAGGUGGCAGUAAUGCACAACGUGACAUAUUCACACAAUUACUUAUUCAUAGUGCUUUAUCUUCGACUGAAAUAGAUGAUCAUAAACUCGGAAAGGUGAUAUUGGAAGAGCGAAAUAUGGUAAAGAAGAAUUCAAGUUUGGGUCAAAGGUUACUGAACAAAUAUAACCAGUUGAAAUGA